Molecule: messenger RNA, 4490 nt
Organism: Cryptomeria japonica (Japanese cedar)
Lineage: Eukaryota; Viridiplantae; Streptophyta; Pinopsida; Cupressales; Cupressaceae
Product: disease resistance protein Roq1
Exons: 5
Coding region: 10-3120 (1036 amino acids)
Biological process (GO): defense response; signal transduction
Molecular function (GO): ADP binding
Source: RefSeq, a predicted model, not a curated record
GAGGUAAGAAUGCUUUAUAAUAUGCUUUCUUUUCCUCAAGCCUCUGAUUUCAAACUUCUGAUCAAAUUCCCGUCUUUCAUUUCCUCUUUCUUUUGGCAACUAGGUUCUGUUCUUUCAAUCAUGGCAUCUUGCUCAUCAUCUCACAAUCACAGUGAAAUUGGACCUCAAUGCCAAAGGAUAAAAUCAUCUGCAUCUGCAAAACUGUUUGAUGUAUUCAUUAACCACCGUGGCCCUGACGUAAAAGGAACGUUGGCUCUUGAACUGUACUAUUCUCUCCGCGAGUUGAGAUACAAAACAUUUCUUGACUGUUUUGAGAUUGAACAGGGAGAUUCAUUUGAUUCUGCCAUAAAGAAUGCCAUCUACUCUGCUUCAAUUCAUAUUGCCAUCUUUUCGAAAGGAUAUGCAGAGUCCUCUUGGUGUUUAGAUGAGUUGGUUCUCAUGUUACAGACUGAGGCUAAGGUUAUUCCUGUCUUUUAUGAUGUGGCGCCUUCGGAUCUUCGCUACAUACAAAAGGGAGUUUAUUCUGAUGCAUUUGCCCAACAUACAAAGAAAGGCAGGUACUCAAACCGGCUUGAAGCGUGGGAAAAAGCUCUCAACUCCGUUUCAUUCAUGUAUGGCUACGAAUUCAGCAAACAUAAUCAUGACCCGAUUACUCUGUGUAAAAUGGUCGUCUCUGUUGUACAUAGAAAGCUACAAAAGAUAAAGUCUCUAGAUGUUGUAGAAAAUCCAGUAGGGCUUGAUGAGCUUGUGGAAGACUUUGAAAGGUGUUGCAUGCAGAAGAGUGAUAAAGUAGUUAAGAUCAUUGGUAUCUUUGGCAUGGGGGGAGCUGGAAAGACAACUUUGGCCAAAGAAAUAUUUAACCGCAAGCAUUGCGAAUAUGAUGGGUCAUGUUUUCUGUUUGAUGUGCGAGAAGCAUCUGUCAAUAAUGAAUUGCCUGCUUUGCAAAGUAGACUUCUUAAAGACAUCACCUGCCUCCAAGAUACACCACAAUUUCAUAGCACAGAUGAAGGAAAGGGCUAUCUCAAGUCUCAUCUUCGAAGGGUUAGUUCUUCACGCUUCCUUAUUGUUCUAGAUGAUGUUGAUCACAAGGACCAAUUAGAUGCUCUGUUGGUUAGAAAUGUCCUCAAUUCUGAAAGUUUGGUAAUUGUCACAACACGCGAUGAGAGAGUGCUAGUACGUGCCGGAAUUAAUUUUCGCUACAAGUUGAAAGAAAUGAGUCGAGAGCAUAGCAGAGAGCUCUUCUGCUGGAAUGCAUUCCACAAAUCAUAUGCUGAUAGUACUUACGAGGAUCUGGUUGAAAGGUUUGUGAACGUGUGUGGAGGUUUACCUCUGUCUCUACAAGUCUUAGGUGGGCAUGUUUUUGGUAGUACUGAUCGCCAUUAUUGGCAGUUAGUAUUGGAUGAAGCUCGUAAGACACUGCCCGAGGACAUCAAACGGAGGGUCAAAAUAAGCUUUGAUGCAUUGAACGGUGAGCAAAAGCAGAUCUUUGUGGACAUCGCUUGUUUCUUCAUUGGUAAACCUGUAAGUAUGGCAAUAAGAAUAUGGGAAGCCUAUGGAUGGAGUGCUGAGUUUGCACUUCAAACCUUAAAAGAUAAAUGCCUCGUCGAAAUGGUGUGGUGUUAUUCCAAGGAAUUUGAUGACGAGGAGCUUUCUUUCAGAAUGCACGACAAUCUUCGUGAUUUGGGGAGAGAACUGGAAGGUGAAAUGAGUCCACAUCGCCUGUGGCGCCCUCAGCAUCUUAAAUCUUUGGAAUUGAAGCAGUUCAAAAACAUCCUCACCGAAACAACUGGCAGAUGUCUCCUCUCAAUCUUUGACUGGUCCUUCGGCGCCCAAAUUACAUGCUUUUUAGGGAAUAUGGAUAAUUCUACUGAGGCACCAAUUGCUUUGAUAUGGCUUCAGCUUGACCUAACUUGGAGUGUACAAACAAGCAUUCCUUCAUGGAUUCCUCUGCAAAAUUUGCAGUGUUUAAGAAUUGUUGAUGGUCGUCUCAAAAGAUUGUGGCAGAACGACACAGAGGUGCCCUGCCAGUUGAAGGAGUUGCUGCUUUAUAGGACAUCAUUGGCUGAAUAUACAAACUCAUUAGAAAUGUUAACUAAUUUAGAAAAGCUAGCCAUAAGGAGAAGCCCUGAUGAUGAUGGAAUACAGGGGAGAUCCUUAUUAAAAUCCCUUAGAAAUCUCACUCAACUUAGAAGUUUGGUUUUGACACAUUGGCCAUUAUGGGGAGAAGUGACCUUGAAUAGCAGUGGGGUGUCAGAUGUAAAGUUUCCAAUGAGUAGCUUAGAAAACGUAGAAAUUAGUGAAGUAAAACAUACAUGGAAGGUUUCAAUUAGUGGAGAUCAUUGUCCCAGCCUUAAAUGUCUUCGCAUUCAAUCCAUGGAAAAUUUAUUUCUAGUUGAUUUAUCAGUGGUGAGAACACUGAGUUAUCUUGAGUUGAAGUCUUGUACACAAUUAAGAGAGGUAUCUGGGAUAUCUGAUCUGGAAAACCUUGUAAUAUUGAACAUACAUAAAUGUCCAAAGGUGAUCCAGUUGCCAAGUCUUGCACGUCUUAGUUUCUUAGAGAAGAUAAUUAUUGAUGGAUGUGAGAAGCUUCAAAAUAUAGCAGGUAUUGAAGAGCUGAAACGACUGAAAUAUCUACAUCUUUCAGCACUAGCUCCUGAAGGUAUAUCGAGUUGCAUUUGUAAGUUGCAGAGACUACCGUCCGAACUUACAAGUAUUACUGGUAGAGCAGCAAAGGGAGCCUCGUCAACUUUAACAGAAGAAUUAUUUUCUGACCUGAUCGGUGUAGGAGAAGAAAUUCAUAUCACUGAAAAUGCCAUGCCUGAAGCAUCACUGGAAACAGUUGAACGCUUGUGGAACACAAUCAUUUUAUGUGCUGUAGUUCAAAGUAAUCAUGGGGAAAUUAUACAUAUCCCUCUUUCUGCUUCUGAUUCUGCUGAAAGUUGUGUAGCAGAAGGAGAAUGGAUAGUUACAUUUGUAGUUACUGCCAUCUUGGAUUGGAUUCCAUGUAUGUCGUUUGGUGCUAAACUAAAGAAGGGGUGUCUGGUAAUGGUGAACAAUGGUGAGGAGGGGAAUGCCUUAUGCAUAUUGAAAAGAAUUAUUAGUCGACUAUAUGAUCCCUAAAAAAAAAUUAUUUAUCCAUUUUCAAAGCAUAUUAAGAAGUGACAAAUAUUGAGGAAUGGUUUUGCAAUCGACAUAUACAAAUAACUAUGUAUCAAUCUCUCUAUUGGGAAUGAGGCUUCUGGACCCAGAGCCCACUGCUUUUCUGCAGAAAAAUGGAGGAACCUUUCUUUCUCUUUUCUUCCAAACCCUAAGGGAGGCCCUAGAAGAUAUUUUCCAAGUGCAUGGCAGGGUAUGCUGCUCUUUCAAGAAAUCCGCACUAAAAUAUUUGCUUGCAAUCCCACUCCAUUAUUUGUUUGCAAUCCCCUUGCCAGAUCUUAUGCAGAGAUAGGAAUAGAUUUGACUCGCCAAUUUAUGCACAGAUCUUAUGCAGAGAUAGGAAUAGAUUUGACUCGCCAAUUUAUGCACAUCAUACAGGGAAGAAACAAAGAGCCCAAUUUGUUAGUAUGUUCGAAUUCUAAAGAAAUUUCAAAUUCUGAAAAAAUUUCCUUUCAAAUCUACUGCUAUUUUGAAGAUUCAUGGAGGAUUAAGUUUCACUUUUCAGGGGAAACGGGGUCUAAUAUACUAUGUAGUCGAAUGGUUCAGUGCAAUAGCGUUCUUUUCUGGUGGGGAAGGAUGCCUGAUACUAUCAUUGGUUUCAAAAUCCAUGAUGAGGGUUUCAUUAGCCCUGUUAAAAUAGCUCCAUUACCCCUUGAAAUGACAGGUCUACAUGCAAAUUUUCUAUCUAUGGUUUCAUAUGGUUCGUCUGUUCUUGUUGUAUCCGUCAUACGUAACAAUCCGAGGAUCCACAAAGAUGACCCCCGAGAAUUUCUCGCCCGGAUUCAUCCAUCCACUGCACACAGCAUUUGAACACUUGGCCGAAUUCAGGAGAGUAUUCUUAUCUGGGAAUUGUUUCGGGAAGAGGAAAAUGAGUUGGUUUGGAAGUGGAAAGAAUUUUUAAGAAUGCCUCCACUGUCGCUCCAUGAAUAUCUUGAUGAUGAUUGGUGGCAUGCGCAUGAGGCGUGUGUUUGUGUGGGAGACUACCUGUGCUUCAGCAGUCUAUUAGGCGAUGAAGGCGCAAGGGUGUUUGCAUAUAAUCUUAAGGGUUUUGGCAACGCCUUCCACUCUGUAAAAUUCAGGAAAAUAACAGGAGUAUGCUGUCAUUUGAACCAAAACCCCAUUUUUAUCCGUUUUUCAGGAAAUCCAGAGAAUGAGCUUGGAUGACAUGAUUAAGUACGUUUCACAUAUUUUUUUGUAGUUAUUUUGUAAAACCAUUGAUAUAAAUUUUUGAGUGUAAGACUAAUAUUUGGACAUAAUGUUCGAUCUCUAGUUGUCACUGUGUUUCUAGUUGUUAGAUGUUUUGUUAUUGUGUUUCGAGGUAUCUUUUACACUGA